AUGGAGCCACACACUCCAUCUCCCACUCAAGAGAACAAUGAGCGUGCUAUGGCGCGGCUUCCAAGCUACUACCGACCCCUGCCAUCCUUCACUGAGAUAGGCGACGUUAUGACUAUCCCACAGGGGUCUGUGGGCACCCAGGAUCGGCCUCCUGGUAAAUGGGCCGAGUUGGUGUGGGAUACGUCCUGGAAAGCAACGGCCACGGGCCAGCAACUGAAGAGAAAGCUCCUCCUAGAGCUGUUAAAGAGGCCGCCAGUGAGGGAGUUGAUGGCCCGACCUGGUUUCUUCUUUUCCGGCAAGCGGGAGGAGGAAAGGAUUUCCGACAAACGCGCGAACAUUGAAUCAGCUGUCAUACAGUGCAUGGGGGAAGUCCAGGACCCACCAUGCACCAGCUGUAUGAGGCUCCAAGGCCCCUGGUCUAAAUGCGUCGCUUUGGCGGACGGCACCGGCGACGCCAGGGCCUGCGCAGGCUGCCGGUGGAACGGCCAGUAUAAGCGCUGCAGCAUCUGGAAGGCUGCACAAGAGCAGUCGACCUCGGGUGACGUGGGGGCGGAUGCUAGCAAGUCCCGAUACAGCGAGAAGGACUAUCGCAACUGGACUUCCGUUCUGGAGACCGUGGAAUUCAUGGCAGAGGCUGCUCAAAUGGUUCGCUCAGCCGCUGGCAACCACCCUGUACAGAGCGAGAAAGUAAUGUUGAAUCGCCUUGCUGCACAGAUCGAGCUGCUGCUAAGGGUCGGAAAACCCGCUCGUGAUAGCCUAUCGGAGUUAUGGCCUAACCCAUCUCCCUCUAACCCUGGCUCUAGCCAGGGUUAG
This is a messenger RNA of Penicillium chermesinum, 813 nucleotides long. Its product is annotated as DUF3716 domain-containing protein. The record is from RefSeq and is a predicted model, not a curated record. NCBI's taxonomy places the organism in Eukaryota, Fungi, Ascomycota, Eurotiomycetes, Eurotiales, Aspergillaceae. The transcript has 3 exons. Bases 1 to 813 code for a protein of 270 amino acids.